UAAUUGUAACGUUAUUUUCACUUAAUAAAAAGAGAAAUUAACCCAAGAUAGCUAGAGGCAAAAUAAUCCCCAAAAAAAUGUCUCUAGUUUCUUUAAUAAAUAUGAAAAUAAUAUUCGUUUUGUGCUUAUUAAUCGCGAUUGAACCUAGACUCUGGCAUGUUGUUGGCGUUCAAGGUUUCGGGCCGGGUUUCUUGGGUGGUUUGGGUGUCCAAGGUAACGGGCGGGCCUUCUCAUUUGGUUCAGACGGCCAAGGUUCCGGGCGGGCCUUCUCGUUUGGUUCGGGCACCCCAGGUUCUGGGCCGGGCUUCUCAUCUGGGCUGAAUAAUGGUGGGCCAUUUUUUUGGAGUUUUAAUGGGCCUGAGGCUGAUAAGUGUUUAGCAACUUUUAAAAAUACUCCAAAUUGUGUCCAAGAAAUAUUUGGGUCAUUGUUCAAAAUACCAUUUAACUUUAUUGGGGCUCCAUUUCACUCUAUUGGGCCUCAAUGUUGCAAAGUUGUUAGAGAUAUUGAAGAUAAUUGUUGGCCCAAGAUUUUUCCAAUAAGCCCGCUCUUUCCUCUCACUCUAAAAAAUCUUUGUAACUCACAGGGUCAGGGUCAGGGUCAGGCUCCGAGUGAACAACAACCACCAUCUCCUCCGUCUCCACCUCAACCAGAUGUGUAUCCAACUCCAUCAACUUCAACUUCAUCGCCUCCUCCACCGCAACCAUACUCAUAUUCAUUUUCAUUUGCAAAUAAAGGAGAUUAAAAAUGGGCUUGUUGGAGAAUAGGCCCAAAUUUGAGGUUUGGGCCUAUCGAACACGAGUCCUUGAAAUAAGCUAUUGGGCCUUUGAUCCAUGAAGAAUUGAAGAAUUCGACAAGGAAAAUGGUUUUCACCAUUUUUUUUUAUGUAAUUAACAAGAAAAUAAAAUCCUAUUGUCGUUAAACAAUUCUUCGAGAUAAUCGAUUUUUGUUCCAAUUUAGGGAUUUUUUUUUCAUAGGACAUCCAAAAAAGAAAAAGAAAAAAAAACAAUAUUCUCUUUUUUCUCCUAAAUAUUUGAUAAUUUCCGUCACAAUUAAAUGAAUUUUGACUGACAUUUCAACAAUUUGCAUGUUAAGCAAGUAUUGCAAGCUCAAAUAACAUAUUUAUUAAGCCUUGGCAUAUGCAACAACAAAAAAAGAUAUAGCAUGCAUACAUCAAUAGGAUAAGAUUACACUCCAUAUGAAAUUCAAUAACUUUAAAAUCUCAAAUUCGCUUACGAUAUAGAACUUUGAAAUUACAGUAAACUUAUAUCCGUGUGACCUACGUAUAGGCCAGAAUUCGAAUCGUAGAAGCAAUCACUCAUACCUGCAUUAGGGUAAACUGCUCGCAUGUAAUCCACACUGUGCAAACCUAAACUUCAAAACCCUACUUACAUGAUAUGUUUUAUGCAUUAAACUGUAACUAUUUACCAUACGAGUAUCAGAAAUCAAAGUCCUUUUAUCUUGGAGAAUUUUUUUUUUUUUUUUUUUUUAAAAAAAGGAUGAAUAUCUAAGCCAAAGUUAAACAACAAGAAGGACAAAGUAGGUGCAACAAAUAAAAUAAAAUACUAUAUAAUAACAAAUGCAAAUUGACAAUAAAGUCAAUAAGCAACGUAUCAAAUAAUACACCCAAAAAAAAAGUUCAUAAUUGAAACACCCAAUUUGUCUUUCCUAAUGUUUUCUCUCUUGAAGCAUUUAAA
Molecule: messenger RNA, 1695 nt
Organism: Solanum lycopersicum (tomato)
Lineage: Eukaryota; Viridiplantae; Streptophyta; Magnoliopsida; Solanales; Solanaceae
Source: RefSeq, a predicted model, not a curated record